CCACCAUGCAGAGGCCAGUGAGCCAGUAAUAGCGUUUCUGAUGACACGUGCUUCACAGUAAACCAUGUGAGAGAAAGUAAGUGAAAGUUGCUCAUGUCCUAUAAAAGGAAGUGUUCAGAGCCGCAAACUCAAAGGAAUGGACUGAAGGGGAAACAUUGAAGUUAGCAUAAAGGAUCAAGUUAAUUUUUUCUAUUGGAGUCACUCUGUCCAGAGCCACAUAAGCAAAGAUCCCUUUCACCAUCAUCUUACACACUGGACCUUUAAGUGAACAAUAUGAAUGCAUCUUCCUCCACUCGGGUAAAUUCCUGCAUUGACAUGUAGUCUGAUAUCCUACUUUACAGCAAUGGGAGGAGCUCCUUCAGCACUCUUUGAGCAGCCAUGGAGGGAGGUGUCAGAGAAGUACAAGGACAAUCGUGAGUUUGUGAAAUCUUACCAGCCUCAAAACAAACAAGUCAAACAUAUCAGGAUUCUGCUUCAUGGACCAGUUGGUGCUGGAAAGUCGAGCUUCAUCAACUCUGUCGACACCGUUUUAAAAGGCAGACCUGCUGGUCGAGCUGCGACAAAUGCAAGCUAUGCUGGGAGCAGCUUCACCAAACAGUACAAGACCUUCAAAUUUCACAAAAAUCCAGAGGCCACUUACUCUUUUGUUCUCAAUGACGUCAUGGGCCUUGAGGAGGAUUCUGACAGUGGAGUCUCUGUGGAAGACGUCAAACAGGCCCUGAGAGGACACGUGAAAGAAGGUUACAAGUUCAACCCUGACCAAGAACUGAAGGAGGGUGUUAAUGGCUACAACUCCGAUCCCACUUUGGGAGACAAAGUUCACGUUCUGGUGUGUGUUAUUCCUGUGGACUCAGUGUGUUUGUUAAGUGACAAAGUUGUGGAGAAAGUUAAAGAGGUCAGAAUGGCAGCCAGUGAACUGGGAAUUCCUCAACUGGCUAUUCUCACCAGAGUCGAUGAAGCCUGUCCUGAGGUUAAAAAGGACACAAGCAAUAUCUAUAAGAGCAAGUACCUGAAGGAAAAGGUUGACAUAUUCCACCAGCUGCUGGGCCUUCCAAUAAACUGCAUCUUCCUUGUGAGGAACUACAAUCCGGAAAUUGAGUCAAAUGACAAAAUGAACGCUGCGAUAGUGUGCGCACUGAAACAGAUGCUUUUGUAUGGAGAAGACUUCCUCAACGACCUGGAAACAUGAAUACUCCGGAGGCAAAAACCCAGUAGGCGAUUUGUAGGGGAAUGAGGAAAUAUUAAGCCAAUGUUUACUGUCUUUUUCAAGCAGGCAAGCUUGAAGCGUGAAAUAUGAAAUAAAAAUGUAUAAAAAUUAGCUCCCAAACUUUUUAUAUAAUUUCUCUCAUUGAGACCUUGCACAAUAGCAGGACAAUGCUCUGUCAUUACGUCGUUAGCUUGGUGUGACGUCAUCACGUGAUCUGGUCAACAACUCAGCUGUUGUGAUGGUGCCUUCACGUGCCGCCGGGAAGGAGUAAUUCAAAAGCUCUCGUCUUUAUUGUUGACUCCCAGUGUUUAAUACACCAUCUGCUCUAACAAAUUAAUUCUGCAUUCCUUGGUUGGUUUGUGCUUCAGUUUUGUGUUUGUAAAAAAAAAAUCGGACAAAAAAUGAUUUUGCUAAAGAGACGAACAGACAAAUGUUAUAUAUUAUGUUGUGAUGGAAAUCUGUAAAUACUCGAGGCUGGAACACCACAUUUGUCUAUAUGUGUUUUAAUAGGGGCUUUCUGCAGAAAUGAUUAACACAGAGAGUCACAGGGAUCUCAGAGUGUUGAUUGAGAACAGUCAAAUGCAAGGAUAUUAUAGAACUAAGGCUGAUUGUCUGAGCCAGUUCAGACUGGUUCUGUAGGGUUUCCUUAGAAGAUUAAGCAGACAGGAAUUCAAUUAUUGGACAGUCAAUAAGUAAUGGAAAGGUCCUAAAGGUAUUAGAAAGGUCACAUAGGUUUCAGGUCACAAACAGUUCAGGUCAUACAAGUUUCAGACAGGUAUGCAAAAAGUUAAUUAUCCACUACAAUGUACAAUAUAAUCAUCUCAUCCUUUCAUCCUCUUUACCUCCCUGGGACUCUAUAUUCUUUUUCAGUUUGACCAGAAUUACUAUAAGUACUGUUAUAUGAUUGUCUUGCAAUAUACGCUGAUUAAUAAUAUGGUUACUGUUGCCUUUGAAUCAUGUAUCGUGAGUUCCUGGUCGUGGGAAGCAAUGAAGUACAAAUAUAAAGCUUAUAUUUUGUGUAAAAAAAUUAAAAAUUUGCUUUUAACC
This is a messenger RNA of Pleuronectes platessa (European plaice), 2254 nucleotides long. RefSeq names its product interferon-induced protein 44-like. The transcript has 9 exons. NCBI's taxonomy places the organism in Eukaryota, Metazoa, Chordata, Actinopteri, Pleuronectiformes, Pleuronectidae. The record is from RefSeq and is a predicted model, not a curated record. Bases 344 to 1189 code for a protein of 281 amino acids.